Molecule: messenger RNA, 1884 nt
Organism: Nicotiana attenuata
Lineage: Eukaryota; Viridiplantae; Streptophyta; Magnoliopsida; Solanales; Solanaceae
Exons: 5
Coding region: 1-1884 (627 amino acids)
Biological process (GO): DNA integration
Molecular function (GO): nucleic acid binding
Source: RefSeq, a predicted model, not a curated record
AUGAAGAAGACGGAUGAAAUUUUAAAAAGGGGUAUAGCGCCAGGUAUUAUGGCGUUAUACCUGCGCCGUGUCAGCUUUUUCUGUAUAGCGCCAGAUUCUGCUAUUGCUGUAUUCUGUACUAUGGGUAGUUUAGAGGAUAACGCUCAAUCUUCGAGUACUACACACGGUUUUGUUCCAUUUACCCUAGAUCCCUCGCAUCCCUUCUAUAUCCAUCCAUCUGAUAAUCCUGGUAGUCAAUUAGUGUCGGUACGGUUCAAUGGGUGUGGUUUUGCUCUUUGGCGUAGUAGUAUGCUUACUUCUCUUUCUGCAAAGAAUAAGCUCAGUAUGUUGGAUAGGAGAGUUCCACAACCCUCUCCUGAAUCACCUUAUUUCCCAUAUUGGGAACGAUGUAAUGAUAUGGUCAAAGCCUGGAUAACGAAUUAUGUAUCCAGAGAGAUAGUCACCGGUGUUAUGUGUUUUAAGACUGCCAAGGAAGUUUGGAAAGAUAUUAAUGAGAGAUUUGGCCAGUCGAAUGGGUCUAAGUACAUCCAAAUCCAGAGGGACAUCAGCUCAACUACUCAGGGUUCAUCUGAUAUAGCCUCCUACUUCACAAAAAUGAGGAGUUUAUGGGAUGAAUUAAACUCCUCCUAUGUAGGGCCUGUUUGCUCAUGUGGGGCUCUACCAAGUUCAUUGAAGAUCAACAAUUUUAAAAAUGCCAUUAUGUUGAUGAACCCACUUCCACCCAUCAGUAAAGCCUAUUCUCUUCUGCAACAAGAUGAAAGCCAAAAAGAAGCCCAAUCUCCUGCACCAAAUUUCUCUGGUGAUACAGCCUCUUUCCUAGUAUCUCCUGCAUCUUCCAACACUAAUAGGAAUUUUACUCAGAAAAUCAACUUUGAGACUAGAAAGGGUACUACAUCUCUUACUUGCAAGUAUUGUAAGAAACCGGGUCACAGUGUGAAUAAAUAUUACAAACUCCAUGGUUUUCCGCCAGACUUCAAAUUUACCAGAAACAAAAAGUUUGCUUCAUGUGUUCAAGCUGAGAAUGCAACUAUUACCCUUACAAACUCUCUUCCACAGACUUCUAGCUCCUCAGCACAUGGAUUCACCAAGGAACAAUACCAACAUCUUCUGACAAUGUUUCAACAAGCACAAAUGGCAGUUGGUCACACUUCUGAAGCUGCAACUGUGGACAACUCUGCCUUUGCUCACUUUGCAGGUUUGUUUAGUAGAUAUGCUGUAGCUUCUGUUGAUUCUCAUACAUGUGCAUCAUCACAAUUAGGUGUAAACCCUUGGAUUCUAGAUACUGGUGCAACUAAUCACAUGACACCAUAUAAGCACCUUCUAUUCAAUGUACAACCUUUGAUUAAACCUUUUCUAGUAACUCUACCUAAUGGAUAUAAAGCUAAAGUUAUAUCAACUGCAUUGCAUCUUAGGAAUGAUAUAAUUUUACUGAAUGUCCUUCUUGGCCCUUCUCUGAAGAGGCCACUGGAAAUUGGUAGAGCUGCUGGCAGGCUCUACUAUCUCUAUCCAGAUGCAGAUCUAUUCCCUACUUCCUCCAAUUCUAUGUCUCAUUGUUCUCCUUGUAAUAGUUUACCUGUUUCUAAUUCUGAUACUAGUGUUUCUACUUGUAAUAACUCUUCUACACUUGUUUCUUUACCAGUAUGUUCUGAUAAGUCCAAUCAACUUGCUCAUCCUGUUGUCAAUGUUUCAACUUCAUUUGUCAACAUGGUUAAGGUACAAUUCCAGUCAUCUGUUCAAGCUUUUAGAUCUGAUAAUGCUUUUGAACUUGGUAGUAGUUCUGAGGCCAUUAUUUUUUUCUCUAGCCAAGGAAUCAUACAUCAAACCACUAUACCUCACACUCCUCAACAGAAUGGAGUUGUGGAAAAAAACACAAACAUCUAUUAG